Messenger RNA from Candidula unifasciata, 1500 nucleotides. The record is from the annotation of a GenBank genome assembly. NCBI's taxonomy places the organism in Eukaryota, Metazoa, Mollusca, Gastropoda, Stylommatophora, Geomitridae.
AUGACUCUAAGCUGUCGAGCCCAAGCUUUCUCCGUGGAAAACCUCCUAAGAAUGGAAACAUCAACAGUAGCAAACUCUUCGUCGCCACAACCACGCCCCUUAACACUACAACGACAGUUUCCCAAACUCCAGGCUCACAGCUGGACAACAAAUUCAAGACCUCUGACUACUCCCGAGUUUCUAAUUACCAGCACCCACAACAAUACAAGUCACGUCUUAAAUUCCAACGCCUUCGAAAAUUCCACAAACACAUUUUUGCUCCAUCAUGAUCUGUCGGACUCUUCCAUUGUGGUUGAACUUUGCCACUCUGACCUCUGGACUUCGUUCCACAGACUUGGCACUGAGAUGAUUAUCACAAAGUCUGGACGUCGUAUGUUUCCAGCGCUGAAGAUGCGAAUUAAUAAUCUGAAUCCAGACAAACAUUACAUUGUCCGACUAGAGUUUCUUCAACCGGACACCAGGAAAUACAGAUAUAUCUACCACAGUUCUCGUUGGAUGGUAUCUGGGUCUGGUGACAAGUUAACUACACCCCAGUUACACGUUAGCCCAGAGAGACCAGCUAGUGGUCAAGCUAUCUGCUCACAGACUGUGUCAUUUGAGAGACUGAAACUGACCAACGCCGAGCCAUCCAGGACUGGACAAGUUUCGCUAAUUUCCAUGCAAAAGUUCCAACCACAAGUUGUCAUUCAAGAAGUUUAUAAUACCGACUGUAGUGACGUGGAGCACAGUGAGCAGUACGUCAUCACGUUUCCACAAACGUCUUUUAUGGCUGUCACGGCAUAUCAAAACCAACAGGUGACUACAUUGAAAAUCGCGAGCAACCCCUUUGCCAAGGGUUUCCGAGAGUCUGGGAAGGCCAGAAUACCGUUCGAGUCAUUUGUGACUGGCUUGCCAAAUUUAUUGACUUACAACUCGUCAGCGAGUUAUCUUCCAGGACUAAUAAAACCUUCAACAUGGCCUUGCUGCUUCCAGCAAGAUUUGAACUCAAACUUUAUUAAUGAAAGCUGUGAUACACAUUCUAGUGUGAGUACCUGUGAAGAUCACCGUGCCAAACUGUUCAAAACAGAGGUCAAAAACUGCAAAACAAACUGCCUGAACUUUGACAUGAAGAGAGAUAAUUCCUCUGUGCAUGAAGUACGGUACAAAUCACAGGAAACGAUAGCCGACCAUCACCUGUUACCACAUUCACUUCAUCUACAGCAACGUCAAGAAGAAGAUCUAAAACAGCAGCUGCAGCGUCAACAGCGUCUUUCAACACAACACUUCAAAAUGCAAGCAUUGUUUCAUCCUUUACCUGUUAAUGUAGAGUUACUACGACAUAUUCCAGUGCCAACAAUUGAUAUACUGACCCAUGAAGACCCUUCCCAAUUCAUACCCAUACAAAAGAAGGUGUUAGCUUUGCCUCGAUCUGAACAUAUCAAGUCAGAACAUCCGUUUAACCAACUCUCUGAUGUUUAUAUCAAGCCAACAAAUUCGUCAACUGCCAAUAGUCUUUCGUGA